CAUUAAACAUAUAUAAAAGUGAAAGAAAAAAAAUAUGAUUAAAAAAGAAAAAUUUUCUAUAGAUAUAGAUAGAAAAUCCACGACCAAACCCUAAACAUACAAACAACAUCAUCAUCAACAACAUCAUUUCCAUCUCAAAACAUCCAGCACAAUUUAAUGGGAUACGGAAAUUCAAAGUUUAUGAGAAAAACAAAUUUGUAAAACAUCCCAUAAAUUUGUAUAUAUUUAGAUAUAAAAGAAAAUCAACGAAAAUCGACUGCUGCUGUUAACACAAAGACGCUGGAAUGUAAUAGCAAGGAAUGAGCAAAAGAAAAUUAACAACAUCAUCUAACAUUAAACAUUUAAUGAGAAAAUCUUACCACUACAACAGCAACUACAUACUAAAUGACAUCGUAGUCGUAGACAUCAUUUAAUCCUGUUGUGUUAAACAAACAUUAUACAUAAUCAUUAUUUUUCAAAAACGACACAGUCUACAAGGCGAAAGACAGGGUAAAAGAGAAAGAGAGUAGCUAAGUAUGAGUAAUAGAGUUAGUGUGUGAGUUUAUGAAAGACAGGAAGGAAAAAUGUUCACCAAGUAGCAAUACUUUGCUGCUAACGCUGUUGCCACGACAAGCUAUUGCUGUCGCCGUUUAACACAAAAUACAACAAUAAUACAAUGUCAAAUGUCAAACAUGAAAAUCAAGAUUAAAAGGAAACCUUUUCCAAGUACUGUAACUAAAUAAAACUUCUAUAAAACUACGGUAUUUUGUAGCUGCAGUCUCUUCACAUCGCUUGUGUUUGUGUGCAGACACUCACCCGCUCUCACCCACAUAUAUUCAAACAUAAAGGACUUAAACAUAAACAUACGAAUUAUUAUUAUUAUUAUAUGGAUGUCAUUAUGUCGUUAUGUACCGUUAAACUCAAAUACAGUGAAAAUUAAAUACUAAACAGCAAGCAACGAGACCAAAAAAAAAAUAAUUCCAAAUUUAUUUGUGUCAGUCAUUACGCUCUUUGUUGCUGUAUAUUUCUGAAUGAAAAGACCCUGACUGAAGACAACAACAGCAACAAAAAUACCCAGAAAAUCCUAGUCAUUCUAACAUAUAAAUGAAUAAAAAUUAUGACUGACUCACCAACUAAACGUAUGGCUGGCUGACAGUUUCUGUUUGCUUUUAUUUGUUAACAUUUUUUUUCGAUUCGUUUUUAUGUCAUUACCGUUGUGGUUUCUGCAUUCAUUACAUUUUUUUCUCUACUCUAAACAUCGACAUCUUUGUCAUAUUAUGUGGUGGGACUUCUGAUUGCAGUGUUAUAUUUUUAUCCUUUUAAAUACGAGUUUUAACGAAAUACAUCAACGUAAUGGGUGAUUUACAAGCAACAAUUGAAUUUUCAGUGGAAUUGUAUAAAUUUUUUAAUGUCGACUUAUUUCAAAGAGGUUUAUAUCAAGUACGAUGUAGCCUGCGUGUCUCACCCCGUUUACCGGUACAAAUCGAGACCACAAUACCAGAAACCACAGCUAAUGGCCAGCCAGCAGCACAGCCCAUUAUAUCGAAUGGAAGUGGUGGUGGCGGAGGUGGUAGUGAUGCUGCUAAUACAAAUACUAACAGUAAUGGAAGUGGUAACAGUGCUGGCCUAGGUGUAGGCGGAGGAGGAGGAGGAGGUGGUAUUCUCGGUUUGUCUAAUGGCAAUAAUAUUGUUGUUGUUGGCGGCGGUGCCAUUGAAGCAGACCUAAGAGAUCAACAACUUCAUCAUCAACCCUCCGAUAUACCACCACUACCUAAUAAUGUGCACAAUUUAGGUUCGGCCAGUAUAAUUAAUGGGGCGGGGGCCUCACGUGUUUUUCAAAUACUCUAUCGCAAUGAAGAGGUGACAUUACGUGAUGUAAUAUACUUUCGAACACAUUUAUUAGUUGACAGUCGUCAUUUAAAAGAGUCUAUAGAACGUGCAGAAUUUUCAUUGCAACUUGAAUUGUGGUUUGCUGAACAGAAUGGUUCUGCCUCGAAUUUAUCCUUGGCAUCAACGCGUACAUUACAACUAAACUUUCAUCCAGGACGUGGUUUACACUAUCACUUGCCCGUAUUGUUUGAUUAUUUUCACUUGGCUGCCGUAAGUGUGGGCAUACAUGCAAGUUUGGUGGCAUUGCAUCAGCCGUAUAUCAAGAAAACACUUUUCCAUUAUUUAAGACGAUGUGCACCCAAGAAUUCAAAACCCUGGUUAAGUACGGGCAAACUAAGUUGUCGCGGUAGUAUGUCGCCAGGACCUUUAGAAGCUGUAUUCUUUGGUCCUCAAGUAGUAGGUACUACCAAAUGUAGUGGUGGUCCAGCUGGACGUCUUUUACAAUCCCGCCAAUUACAUCGUGAAAUAUGCAGUUUAUUGCUGGGAGCUAUAGAGCAGUUGAAAAUAUCCUUAAAUGAAUUCAGUAAUGUACUCCCACCGAAUGUAAAUACACAAAUAGGUUCACCACCGUUUCGGGAAAAUGAUACUAAUGAUAGAAUGCUUAAGCUAAUGGAGCAAGCUAAGAAUCAUGACUCCGAAGAGGAUUUCGCCAUUAAAGCCAAUUCAGAUAUAGCGCAGCUGUGUGCUGAAUGUAUAAUGUUUUGGCGUCGUGUUUUAAUCGCCUCCACUCAACCUUCUGUACAUACAUUAUUGGCUAAAAAGCAUCAUAUUCUAAGGGUACGCAGAUUUUCCGAAGGUUUCUUUGUUAUGGAAAAUCCCCGUCAUACGGCAGCUGGUUGUUAUGAUAGCAACUAUCAGAAUUAUAUAGCCAUAUCGGAAAUGGCUAGACGCAGUCGUUAUAUGCAAACUCUGCCACCUUUGCCAGUCCAUUGUUCACCGAUUGAUGGCGACACCAAUUCUAUGCCACUGAUCUUUGAAGAUCGUUAUAUAGAGCCUAGUAAAUUUACACGCAAGCACACAGGGUCCGAUCCCAACUUAAAUCGUGUAGACAUUCCCGUAAAUGGUAAAGUUAAAGGUUCAACAGAUAAGCCAGUACCCGCAGCGAGAAAACAAUCUAAUAAAGAAUGUUCUUGUGGAGUAACCUAUGAUUAUCCCUUAAAGAAUAAUGGUUUAACGGGAGUGUUAACGCCACGCUUUGCUUUGGGUGGUGAGAUUUUGCAAGCUAGUUUGACUAUAGCGCCUACGGCAGCCAGUAAAGGUCCCAAUCCUACCAUCAGCCACCGUUAUAUGUCGCGUCAUUCGGUAAAUGGUUUACUAGAUGAAAUCGAAAUUGAUAAUGGUACCUCAAAUGGUUUCUGUGAACUCGGUAGUGCUGGUACUUUGCCAGCCAGACAUAGCAAGUCUUUGGACCAACUCGAUGGCACUGUUCAUAGUACACCUUCUCUGCGAACCCAAAAUACCUUAGCUUAUCCCGCUAAAUUAUCAGAAACCGAGUUAAGGCAAUAUUCGUUGUAUAGUUCGGUGCAGAAAGGUCCAUCGUUUAAAGGUUUUGGUCUAAAUGGUAAUCGUAAGCCCAAAGUACAAGCAGAAGAUCUCAUGCGGAAUAUCAAUGAAUUCAGGCAAAAAUAUAAAAAUGUCGAGGAAAAUAACAAAGACUGCGACCCCUUAACCAAUGGCAAUCAACCGAAGUUUUAUGGUCCUACAAAUGCCGCCACAUUAGGUCGACAACCAUUGGAACAUGGUAUGUCAGCCAGUAAAUAUGAUUAUCUCCAUGAGAUUAAACUAUUAAAUCCACCCAAAAAAGUGGUAGAACGACAACGUACUUACUAUAAUUCUCUGCCAAAAAGUAUAACAAAUGGAGAAAUUGUGCCACGUCCAUCGUAUACACCCAAUAGGACACUGCCACAAAAUGGUGCAGUAACUCAGCCCAUUGUAUGGCCUCAACAGAUUGUUAUAUCACGCAGUAAUUCUUCUCAAGCCUUAAAACAGAAUAUUAACAGAGAAAUGGAACCGAAUACUAGUUCCACAAUACCCAGAUCUGUGGAAAUAGCUCGUGUUAGAGUAUCUGACCUCAAAGAAAUGCUUAAGAACGGAACACUACAAAAGGAAUCCAGUAGUUCGGAAAGUGAUAUUCCCUCCAAGGUAAAGAAGUCAAAGGCAGAACAAAAAAUGCUGUCCUCAGCCAGUGUGCCCUUUAAAUUGGACUCAACUUCAGGUGAUCAAGAUCAAACAACAAGUGGUUUCAGUGAGUCCUUGCCCAAUUUGGUACCUCCACAUCAAUUCACCACCGAGGGAGUAAUAAGUGACUCCACAUCAUCCUUAAGCGAAGAAAGUGGUUGGGUAUCGAGUAGACGCAGCUCUAUUAUACCCUCCAGUCCGGAGACUAUUUUAAAACAGACCCAAACUAAACAAACAAGUGAAUUAGAAACUCGUCUCAAUGGCGAACAACUCAGAUUGAAACUGCAAAAACUUUUGGAGCAACAAAAUAAAACUAAAAAGCAUAAAGAGAAUCGCUGUAACACAAAAACUUUAAUAAACAGCACUGAAGGAGGUGUCAGCAAAAAAGUCACCACGGUGACAGUCAAAGUUAAAACUGAGCGUUUAAAAUCGGAACUAAGACGUAAUCUAAGGAAUAUACCCUACAAUGAAUCGACAGAAGUAGAGGAUUCGGAUAUGUCACUCAUACAGACCCAAAGAAGAGAACGACAUCGACGCACGGAGAAAUCCAAAUCAGAUUUUGAUUUGACCAGUAUUAAGGAGACAACAGGAUCCAUAAUAAAUGUAAGAGUACCGCCACCACAACAAUUUCAAGAUGAUCUUCUGCCGCCAGAUGAAUUUAGAGAUCCUCCUGUAACUAAUGAAAAUCAAACAAAGAAAUCUUCACAACUAAAACCUAAACACGUCACAAAUCCCUCGACUAGUAUAACAACGCCAGUGACAUUUAACACGGAAACGUAUCAGAAUAUAACACAACAUUCGUCACCCUCAAUUGCGGUGCCACCAGCACCACCGCCUCCCUUAAAGGAGAUACCACAACACUCGCUAAAUCUAAGGACUCCCAUUGCCGCCAUCGAUAAUCCGGUUUAUCACAUCUAUGAGUCCAUGAAACCUAUAACCGCUGCCAAUAUAUUCACAAACAAACCAGUAGUUAGAUCUCAUAGCAUCAUUGAAAUGAAAAGACCCAAAGAUUUUGGCAAUGCCAUUGUAAAAACUGCCGUUAUAACCAAUACUACUAGAUCAAACCGUUCUACACCCAAUGGAUCCAGUAAAAUCUCACAAAACUCUCAAAGCCAACCGGCUUCGCUGGACAAUACCGAAGAUGAGAAUAAGGAAAACUCAAAUACCACAACCAGCAAUAGUAAUACUCAAACAGCUAUUACCCGUUCAAGCAGCACCAAAUCGCACAAAUCGAAAAACAAAGGUCCCGAAUGUAACAUAUCCUUAAUGGAAUUCGAAAAAUAUCGUGAAGAAUUUCGCAAACAAUUGAAAUACAGUGGCAGCAUUUAUUCAGACUUCACACGUCUAUCAUCCGAACUACCCUAUUUCUAUAUCAGCGAUGAAUAUAGAGCCUUCUCACCCAAUGGCAUGCAUUUAAUCAUAUGUGUUCAUGGUUUAGAUGGUAAUUCAGCGGAUUUACGUUUGGUGCGGACAUAUUUGGAAUUGGGUUUACCCGGUGCUAAUUUAGAGUUUUUAAUGUCGGAACGUAAUCAGGGUGAUACAUUUUCCGAUUUCGAUACAAUGACUGAUAGACUUGUAGCUGAAAUUUUAUACCAUAUCGAAACCUGUGGACUUAAUCCUACGCGCAUUUCAUUUGUAGCACACUCUUUGGGAACAAUUAUUGUACGCAGCGCUUUGGCACGACCACAAAUGCGUUCAUUAUUGCCACGCCUGCAUACAUUCCUAUCGUUGUCGGGACCUCAUUUGGGUACAUUAUAUAAUACGAGCGGACUUGUUAAUAUGGGCAUGUGGUUUAUGCAAAAAUGGAAAAAAUCUGGUUCUUUAUUACAACUUUGCAUGCGAGACACAACCGAUUUGCGUAAAAGUUUCCUAUAUCGUUUGAGUCAACGCAGUACAUUACAUCAUUUUAAAAAUAUAUUAUUAUGUGGUUCCAGCCAAGAUCGUUAUGUGCCAGCACAUUCAGCUCGCCUUGAAUUGUGUAAAGCCGCUAUACGUGAUAAUUCCAAUUUAGGCAUAAUAUAUAGAGAAAUGAUACACAAUAUUAUAGCGCCCAUAUUGGCUCGUCCCGAAUUGACUCUAACACGCUAUGAUGUACAUCAUGCUUUGCCGCAUACAGCCAAUACAUUAAUUGGACGUGCAGCCCAUAUUGCGGUCUUGGAUUCGGAAUUAUUUAUAGAGAAAUUUUUAUUGAUAGCCGGUCUAAAAUAUUUUAGUUAGCAUAUUUAACUAA
Messenger RNA from Lucilia cuprina (Australian sheep blowfly), 6277 nucleotides. RefSeq lists its product as uncharacterized. The transcript is spliced from 10 exons. The coding region runs from base 1333 to 6264 and encodes 1643 amino acids. NCBI's taxonomy places the organism in Eukaryota, Metazoa, Arthropoda, Insecta, Diptera, Calliphoridae. The record is from RefSeq and is a predicted model, not a curated record.